AGGUCCACGGGUCAUGGGAAAUCUCAUUAAGGUUUUGGGCAAAGACUUAGAAAAUUGUCCACAUUUUUUCCUGGAUUUCGAAAGACUUCAAAAAUAUUACGAAUGCCCUCAUCACUGCCGUGAUUUUUGUUUAGUAAAUUACCGAGAUGACACUUUGAAGAAAAAACGGCAUCUCGGUCAAAAUCGGGAGCUUAGUAAAUAUACCCCACUAUCUGAAAAGUAUUACCCAACAAAAGGUGUCAGAUGGGGAACCUUCUAAAAGUCUUGUCUUAUAACGACCUAGAACAGUGUCCCACUUUUUUCCUUGACUUUGAACAUGCUCAGCCCACGGAGGCAGAGACAGUAGUGUGGAAUCAAGUCAACUCUGUCCUGGAAGAGGCCCAGGGAAUACUGGCCGAGCUGCAGUCAUACCGGGGGGCUGGGCAGGAAAUAAGACAGGCGAUCCAGAACCCAUUGGAUUUGCACUUGCAGGAAGAAGCAUGGCGCUCCGUCUGUCCUUUGGUAGCCAAACUUAAGCGUUUCUAUGAAUUCUCUCUUCGACUUGAGAAUGCACUGCACAGCCUCUUGGAAGCUCUCACAUCGCCCCCAUAUGCUCCAACACAGCACCUGGAGAGAGAGCAGGCCCUGGCCAAACAGUUUGCUGAAAUCCUGCACUUCACCCUCAGCUUUGAUGAGCUCAAGAUGACAAAUCCUGCAAUACAAAAUGACUUUAGUUACUACAGACGAACUGUGAGUCGCAACCGGUUGAACAAUUUCCAGGUGGAUCCAGACUGCGAUGUAAACAAUGAAAUGGCCAAUCGCAUGUCUUUGUUCUACGCGGAUGCUACACCUAUGCUGAAAACUCUGAGCAAUGCAACCACUAAGUUUGUGUCUGAGAACAAGUCUUUACCUAUUGAGGACACAACGGACUGUCUGAGCACCAUGGCAGGUGUGUGCAGAGUCAUGCUGGAGACUCCUGGGUAUCGCAGCCGUUUCACCAGCACUGAGACACUGCUAUUCUGCAUGCGAGUGAUGGUCGGCGUUAUCAUUCUAUAUGAUCACGUGCAUCCGGUUGGAGCAUUUGCAAAAACCUCCAAAAUUGAUAUGAAAGGCUGCAUCAAGGUGCUGAAAGACCAACCAUCAACAAGCACAGAAGGGCUGCUAAAUGCUCUCAGAUAUACAACCCGUCACCUCCAUGAUGACACCACGUCCAAGCAGAUCAGAGCUCUUCUCCAAUGAGUUACCAUCAGUGUGUCCCCAAUACCAUAACUGUGUGAGACAGAAGACUAGGCCGCUGUGUCUAAUAGAGUGGGUGCCUUGAUUCUGCAAUGCAUAUUCCAAUUACUUGCUGUAGCAACAGUUUUACAUAUCACUGUGCAACAGAUUUACAGCGAUUCUUAUGCACAUAACGUCCAUGCUGCGUCUGCAAAGGGUUAUGUGCAUGCGAGGGAUCAGCAAGUUUCACUGCUCUGUAAAGAUCCAGGUAUAUUAUUGGUGUACACAGCCUCAUAAAGUAACUACUCCUCUAUAUUACUCCAUUACAGAGUUAUAUGUGUGUUCAGCGUUGUCCUUCAGCUUCCCGUGUAUAUUACAUCUCUGCAGGGUCUGCUUAUCAUCCUGCUCCCACCCAAUAAGAUGCCCCUCUUGUGACAGAUCUAGCACUAAUAUUGCCAUUGACAACGACAGUUCAAAGAUGAUAGCCAUGAAUGAAUCUGUUCAAUAGGCCAAGAAUAGAGGUGUACGAGUGCUGGACACACAUUAUUAUAAAUAGCGCUGUAUGAACAGAUGUUUAUAUACUCUUACAAGCACAUUGUGUCCAGUGCUUACAUUAUAAUACUGGAUAUGCAGGUUGGUGACAGUGCUCAUCUAUAAACCUGGCUGUAACUCAACCAAAUACAAAUAUGCACAAACAUCCAUCAGCAGGUAGUAUAGUUGAUUAUGCCAUCACUCAGCCUGGUGUAACAUAUAUGUGUCUGUAUAAUGUCAUACAAUGUGGUGUGCCCAUAGCGGAGAUGUUACAUUAGGAGAAUGAAUGAUACAUGGAAUCUGUACAUGGGCUCUGACUGGAAUCAGUAUUUUAAGAGACACCUUAUCAUUAAGUUGUCUCUGCAAUUAUUCCUCUUAUAAAUCUGUGUCAAUAAAACUUCCUGUUCUGAUUAA
Pseudophryne corroboree (corroboree frog) is the source of this 2139-nucleotide messenger RNA. Its product is annotated as CYFIP-related Rac1 interactor A-like. NCBI's taxonomy places the organism in Eukaryota, Metazoa, Chordata, Amphibia, Anura, Myobatrachidae. Gene Ontology annotation, biological process: regulation of actin filament polymerization. The record is from RefSeq and is a predicted model, not a curated record. The transcript is spliced from 12 exons. Bases 244 to 1218 code for a protein of 324 amino acids. Gene Ontology annotation, molecular function: small GTPase binding.